Molecule: messenger RNA, 2606 nt
Organism: Sinocyclocheilus grahami
Lineage: Eukaryota; Metazoa; Chordata; Actinopteri; Cypriniformes; Cyprinidae
Product: neuronal membrane glycoprotein M6-a-like
Exons: 6
Coding region: 61-630 (189 amino acids)
Biological process (GO): neuron projection development
Cellular component (GO): axonal growth cone; neuronal cell body; plasma membrane
Source: RefSeq, a predicted model, not a curated record
UCAGUGUCAAACUCUUCAGCUGUGGACCUUUUCCGCAUUGCCAAGCUCUUAGUCUCAAACAUGGGGUGCUCUGAAUGCUGUCUCAAAUGCCUGAGUGGGAUUCCCUACGCCUCUCUGAUUGCGACCAUCCUGCUGUAUGCCGGGGUGGCGCUCUUCUGUGGCUGUGGUCAUGAGGCUCUCUCUGGAACCGUCACCAUCCUGCAGACCUAUUUUGAUGUUGUCCGGUCGCCUGUUGAUGCCCUGGAUGUCUUUACCAUGAUUGACAUAUUUAAGUAUGUGAUCUAUGGAGUGGCAGCAGCCUUCUUCGUUAUUAAACCGUUACGCUGCCUUAGAAGAAUUGUGUCCAUCGGUGAGGAGAAAAAACUGUGUACAGCUUCUGAGAACUUCAUCAAGAUGUGUGAAUCUAAUGAGCUGGAUCUGACAUUCCACUUGUUUGUCUGCGCACUUGCGGGGGCUGGAGCAGCCGUUAUCGCCAUGGUGCACUACCUGAUGGUGCUGUCGGCUAACUGGGCUUACGUGAAGGAUGCCUGCCGGAUGCAGAAAUACGAGGACAUCAAGUCCAAGGAGGAGCAGGAGCUUCAUGAUAUCCACUCUACUCGCUCUAAAGAGCGUCUGAACGCAUACACAUAAAGCACGCGCUCAUGUGCACACAUAUAAAUAUGUAUACACGCACACAAACACACAUAAGCAUGCCCUUCCCCUCCCUGAAGACACACAUAUAAACUAAACUUAACUAUAUUUAAUUUCCAUGGUUUCCAGGGGUAAGGGAUUGGAUGGGAUGGGGUGGUAAAUAACUGUAACAUUUGGUAUGUACGGGUGUGACCCAGAAUGUUGGUCUAGGGACGUGUUUAUCGUCCCCAUGGCAAUGUCUCUGACUACCCAGGAUUUAGAUUUAGUUUCUUUGUCCUUGUUCCGAUUUCCUUUUCUGUUGACAUGUUUGAGAGCACACUAAGUUGAGUGACUUCAUACUUUUAGGUCUCAUUGGGUCUUGUUAGGGGGUUUGGGUUUAGCCAAAGGGAUUAAAGAACACUUUUCACAUUUUUGUAUUACACACUGAUGAUUUGCGCUCUUCAAGCUCACCCUAUAAAUGGCUAGUCAUGAUUUAGAUUUUCUUCAGACUUUUUCAAAACCAAAAUGUGACCAAACUUGUAACUUAUGAUUUACAGGUUAACUGCUCAAGCUGCCACAAUUAUAGCAGCAACAGCACAAACAAUGUACAGAUUCUUUUUCCAACCAAUUCAGUUUUGGAGUGCCAGGGAUUUCAAAAAGUACCUUAAAGUGACUUUUAUUGCUAUACUGUAGCUUGGCCUAACUGUAUAUUCUAGCUGUGCACAGUAUUAAUGGAAGGUGUGACACUGGUGCUUAGUAACGUUUGUUAAGCUUUGACAGAGAUGGCUGCUGAUUGGGAAAGAAGGACCGAAAAAGAACAUCUCAAAUCAGCUAGAGCGGUCAAGUAGGAUUUGCCUUGGGAUAUUUGUUUUCUCUCAUCCAUUGCAAGCCAUACUCUCACAUGCAAAUAACAUUUUCAGGUGUUUUAUUGCUUAGUUUUAGCUUUAACUUUUUAAAUGCAAGUACUCCAACAAAAACACAUUUUUCCAUCAUUCAUGAACUGUAUAUAUCUCUUUAAAUGUAUACACAUUUCAUGUCAGUUUCUAAAACACAUCUCGGCAGUCAGUGUGAGUUGAUAUUCUUGAGAUUGUCGUUCAUAUCAGAGAAGUAUAAAUCUAAGUGGAAAAGUUGAUUGCAACGAAUCUGCCAAACACUCUGGAAGGUUAAAUAAACAAGGUAUUUAUGUAAAAACCGAACACGUUCCGAAUAAAUACAAGAAAGAUAUGGAUGUACAAGCAUGUGUUACUCAAAACUCAGUGUUUUGGCUCGGUCUUGCCGACUUCAGUUGCCCUACUUUUGCAGUAAAAUUCUUUUGUCAGUGUCUCAAAAAAAACAUAAUAAUAAUAAUAAAAAAACAAGCUAGUUUUUGUGCACUUAUGGACCAUUGUGAGUUUUUUGGUGUAAGUGCAUUUGGAAUCAGCUCUGAGUCCCUGUACUCUUAUUAGUCAUGCAGCUUUUUUAAAACCACAAAAGAAACUUGUAUUAGGUAAAAAAAAAAAAACAUAAAUAUAGUUGUUAUUUGUGGCAUGGUUAUGCAUUCAAUGGUAAUAGUUUUAAAAGGGAAAAAAAAAUGUAAGUUGAUUUUUACACUUAUGACUGUCUUGCUGGGGUCAAUUAUAUUUUUUCUAAAUGUGCAGUAUUACAGUUGCUACUCUAACAAUAUUAAGCUAUAUAUCUUAUUAGGUUGUAGUGUUUGAGUUUUGUCCUUUCUAGUUUGUGAUGAUUUUUCCGAACCAUGUCUUAAACCUAUUCUUGUUUUGAUGGCGCGUAUCCAGUAUUACAUUACAUCCAGUAUUACAGAAUGACAUUGCUUUCAGCUUUAUCCACAUACUGUACUACUUUUUUGUACUUUCACUGAGAAUGCUUUGUAGCAGGCAGUAAAAUUAACUGGUUUUGUACAUAAAUGUGCCAACAGCUUGACAGUGGCUUUUUCUUUUCUUUUCGAACUGUAGGAACAAAGUUGCUUGCGUAAAUAAAGACACUUGUGUACUUGUUAA